ACGUCGCUCAUUUCUCUUUCUGCACGUCAACCAGCUCACCCCUGCCACGACAAUCACUCUUGCCUUCACCAUGCUUCGCGGACUAUCACGCCAGCGCUUCCCCAUACAUCGUCUGCAUCUCUCGAGCCGCCGGGAGAUCGCCAGCUACACGGAGCAGUAUCGACGCAGCCUCGAGAAGCCCGAAGAGUUCUGGGCCGAAGCAGCGCAGGACAUCAAAUGGUUCAAACCCUGGUCCAAAACCCUCGACACGUACGCAACGAUAUGACCUCUACAUAAGAGAAAUUAGUCACUGUUUUACUCUAACUCUUCCGUUAUUACAGCGCCAGCGGGCCGUCGUCGAGGUGGUUCACUGGGGGCGAGAUGAACACGUGCUACAAUGCAUUAGACGUGCACGUCAACAGCGGGCGGGGCGAUGUCGUGGCUCUCCAUUACGACAGCCCACUAACUAGCACCAAGACGACCAUGACAUACAGUCAGCUACUGAAAGAAGUCUCUACCUUUGCUGGUGGGUUGCAGAAGCUGGGCGUGAAGAAAGGAGAUUGUGUGGUUAUCUACAUGCCAGCAGUAUUGGAGACGACUGUAGCCAUGCUCGCCUGCGCGCGUCUCGGAGCUGUGCACUCCGUCGUCUUCGGCGGGUUUGCAACGCUUGAGCUGGCUGCUCGCAUUGAAGAUGCGAAACCCAAGCUGAUCAUCUCAGCGAGCUGCGGCGUGGAGCCCAAGGGCAUCAUCGACUACGGACCACUGCUCAAUGGAGCGAUCGAGCGCUCGACCUGGAAACCCAACAAGGUUGUCAUGAUGCAACGCGAUCUCUGCCCGUUCCCCAUGACCAAAGGCCGUGACGUCGACUGGAGAGACGUGAUGGCGAUGGGCAAUCCUGUCGAUGCAGUGCCUGUACUGGCAACAGAUCCGCUCUAUAUCCUGUAUACGUCGGGAACUACGGGACGUCCGAAGGGCGUCGUGCGAGACAAUGGCGGCCAUGCUGUUGCACUGAAGUGGGCUAUGCGCAACGUGUUCGACAUUGCGUCGGAGGAUGCGUUCUUCGCGGCGUCAGAUAUGGGCUGGACGGUUGGGCACUCGCUUGUUGUGUAUGGACCGCUCGUACAUGGCUGCACGUCGGUUCUGUAUGCGGGCAAACCUGUCGGAACUCCGGAUGCUGGAGCUUAUUGGCGAUUGAUUACGGAAUACGGUAUCAAGUCCAUGUUUACUGCUCCGACUGCACUGCGAGCGAUCCGAAAAGAAGACCCACAUGCUCUGCUGCUCAAGGAGAAGAAGCAGGAGAUCCGCAAGACGUUCCAGUCGAUGUUCGUAGCUGGCGAACGUGGUGACCCCAAGACGUUCAAUUUCUUCUCAGAAGAGCUUGGCGUUCCUCUUAUCGACCACUGGUGGCAGACGGAGACUGGAUGGCCGAUCACGGCGCCGUGUCUUGGCAUGCAGAACGACGAUCUUACAGAAGACGGCCAUCCACGCAUUAAAGUAGGCUCGGUCGCUCGUCCGGUGCCAGGCUGGGAUGUUCAACUUUUAACAGCCGACAGCACCGACGACGAUGAGAACCACGGCCAUAACCACGAGAAAGAAGAGAAAGAUGCCGAGCUUGUGGUGAAGCUACCACUUCCUCCGGGCGCUUUGACUACCCUGCACAACAACCCAGACGACUUUUAUGCCAAGUAUUUCAAGCGAUUCCCGGGCUACUACCACACUGGAGACACCGGACACAUCGAUGAAGAAGGUUUCGUUUACGUGAUGUCGCGAACGGAUGAUGUUAUCAACGUCGCUGGCCACCGUAUUACGACUGGUUCGAUUGAGGAAGUUAUCAUUGAGAUUCCUGAGGUCGUGGAAUGCGCGGUGUUUGGCGUCUCUGAUCCACUUAAGGGACACGUUCCGGUUGCUCUUCUGGUGAUUGACAAGAAGAUUGAUCGUCCUAAGGAGGAGAUCAUCGAACAAGUUGUACGCGAUGUACGUGAGCAGAUGGGCAGCUUUGUGUGUUUGAAAUCUGUUGGUCUCGUGAAUGCGCUGCCCAAAACUCGCUCUGGCAAGGUCAUGCGAGCUACGAUCCAAGCUGUCGCCGACUCGGCUCCAUUUCGUAUGCCAGCAACCAUCGACAACGUCGCAGUACUUGACGAUAUCCGUGGAGUACUGCAGAAGCUAGGAUAUGCCAAAAAGAAGUCCGUGCUGAGCCAGUAACACUCGAUGUACAUCCAUGUACAUGUAAGCGUGACUAAACAUAUAUUUCACGCCGUAAAUAACGUUCCCAAUCACGUAAAGUAGGUAAACACAAUCAUUCUGCACAUGUUUACAGUGUCAAUUUGACCAGUUAUUAUUAUUUGAAAAAAGAAACCGAAC
This is a messenger RNA of Phytophthora nicotianae INRA-310, 2340 nucleotides long. RefSeq lists its product as hypothetical. Bases 361 to 2181 code for a protein of 606 amino acids. The record is from RefSeq and is a predicted model, not a curated record. Lineage: Eukaryota; Oomycota; Peronosporomycetes; Peronosporales; Peronosporaceae. The transcript has 9 exons.